Messenger RNA from Lethenteron reissneri (Far Eastern brook lamprey), 1434 nucleotides. Its product is annotated as ryanodine receptor 3-like. Gene Ontology annotation, biological process: release of sequestered calcium ion into cytosol by sarcoplasmic reticulum; striated muscle contraction. Lineage: Eukaryota; Metazoa; Chordata; Hyperoartia; Petromyzontiformes; Petromyzontidae. Gene Ontology annotation, cellular component: Z disc; sarcoplasmic reticulum membrane; smooth endoplasmic reticulum. The record is from RefSeq and is a predicted model, not a curated record. Gene Ontology annotation, molecular function: ryanodine-sensitive calcium-release channel activity.
AUGACCCUGGCCACGCCGAAAUCGCGCGCUCAGCAACGGCUGCCAACCGAGAUGCGGCAACUGACCAUUUUCAACAGCCAAGCGUGGAUCCGAAUCGGAGGACGUGACCGACCCCAUCCGUUCCAAGGCCUCCUCUCUGGCCUUUACUACAAUGGCCUCAAGGUUCUGAACUUGGCGGCCGCGAGCGACGCGCACACGCGGACCGAGGGCGCCCUGCGGGUGGUCCGCGGGAUGUCGCCCCACCUGGCGACGCUGAUCGCAACGGCGACCGCCACAGCGACCGCUGAGCCCACCGGGCCCGCCGCCGCCGCCGCCGCCGGCCCGCGCACCUCCACCGCGACGCUCGUGGAGACCACCACCACGAUAACCGUGACCACGACGACGGAGCAAGGAAGGAAGGCCGCCGCCGCAGAGGAGGAGGAGGAGGAUGAGGAGGAAGAGGAUGAGGAGGGAGAAGCAGAAUUGGCACCGUCUGGACCCCACGUCCCAGUCAGACCGCCAGCUCAGCAGGACACGCUCAUGGUGAUCACAGACGACGUGGUGGUCUCUUCAGCCGAGUGUCCCUCUGACGACGAGGACCUUGAAGAGUGUCAGCCCAGCUCAGCACAUACCAACCGUCGCUUUCGCGCUAACGCGGACGCACCGUCGCAGGUGGAGCACCCGCACCGCUCCAAGAAGGCGGUGUGGCACAAGCUGCUCUCAAAGCAGCGCAAGAGGGCUGUGGUCGCCUGCUUCCGCAUGGCGCCUCUCUACAACCUGCCGAGGCACCGCGCCAUUAAUCUCUUCCUCGAUGCGUAUAAGAAACACUGGAUAGAGACAGAGGAGAAUGCCUAUGAGGAUAAGCUAAUUGAUGACAUAGCCAAAUCCAUCGACGACGAUGAAGAGGAGAAGGAGUCGGAGGACACAGAGGUGGAGACUCAUCCCGAUCCUCUCCACCAACUCAUCCUCUACUUCAGUCGAACGGCACUGACAGAGAAAUCGAAACUGGAGGAGGAUUUCUUGUACAUGGCCUACGCCGACAUAAUGGCCAAGAGCUGCCACGCCGGCAUUGACGAGGAGGAGGAGGACUCCGCCACGUUUGAGGAAAAGGAGAUGGAGAAGCAGAAGCUGCAGUACCAGCAGUCUCGCCUGCACGAGAGGGGGGCGGCUGAGAUGGUGCUGCAGAUGCUGGGAGCCAGCAAAGGCGUGAAAAGCCCCAUGGUUCGGUCGACGCUGAAGCUUGGGAUUGCCGUACUGAAUGGUGGCAACUGCAUCGUACAGAACAAAAUGCUGGACUAUCUCAAGGACAAGAAGGACAGCACAUUUUUCCAAAGCGUUGCGGGACUCAUGCAGAUAUGCAGCGUUCUGGAUCUGAAUGCUUUUGAGCGGCAGAACAAAGCGGAGGGGCUAGGUAUGGUAACAGGAGGAAGGAUCAGGCUCUCGUACACGUCGUGA